Molecule: messenger RNA, 1936 nt
Organism: Lingula anatina
Lineage: Eukaryota; Metazoa; Brachiopoda; Lingulata; Lingulida; Lingulidae
Product: transmembrane protein adipocyte-associated 1 homolog
Biological process (GO): G protein-coupled receptor signaling pathway
Cellular component (GO): plasma membrane
Molecular function (GO): G protein-coupled receptor activity
Source: RefSeq, a predicted model, not a curated record
ACUAUUUGUUACACUUUGAAGGAACUAGAAGGAAAGAAAAUGUCAGGUUUACACAGGUUUUCACUGAAGUAGCAUCAAGAUGGGGCUGAAGAAAGCUUUCUUUCUCCCAGAUGACACCCUGAUACAGACCCAUACUGCAGCUCUGGUAGGAAACACUUCACAAGGCAACCUUAGCACAGCACCGCCUCCCAACGCCUCCACACCACUACCAGCGCCCUCUAUAAUCACACUGCCACCAUGCCAAUGGAUUCUGUACGAAGAUAUCAACGACUCACACGUCCGUAUCUGGGACUUGAUGAUCCUCAUUCCCAACGUGAUAUUUGCCAUCUUCAUGCUACUGAGGAUACGAACAGCGCUACAGAAACUCGGCACCACAGGCAGCCCUAUCUUCACAGCUUUUUACACUCUGGUGUGGGUGAUCUGUAUAAUUGGAGUGAUCCGUGCAGUGAUAGCCAUGAUAGUGAGUCACCAUAAUAUUGCUGAUAAGAUAUUAUGGUUGGUGCUGAGAUUUUUCUUGUUAGCUACAGAAAUGUCUGUUGUCAUUUUUGGACUGUUGUUUGGUCACCUGGACAGCAGGACCAGUAUCAGGAGAGUCCUGGCAAUUACUUGUUUCCUUGCAGCAAUCUAUUCAAUAACACAGGGUGUAUUGGAGUUCCAUUACCAUGACAAGAAAUAUUACCUAGAGGGAGAAAAUUAUGAUAUUUUUGCUCAUGGAGGAAUGAUCUUUUUGUGUGCCAGUGCGGCAUUCUUCUUAGUGGUGUACAUCACGGUACUUGUCUUGCCGUAUACCCCACUCAAGGACAAGCUCAACUUGCCAUCUAAGAAGAGUUUCUAUAUCUACUGCGGCAUACUAGCGUUGCUAAAUCUGGGUGAAGUUAUUGGCAGCGCGGCUUUAGAAAUGGGUGCAAUCGAAGGCAUGUGUGUGGUGGACGUAGCCGCCUAUCUUUACUUUUCCAUGUUUGCACCGCUUGUGUUUUGUACAUUUUUGUGGAAAUUUUUUGGAACUCCGAGGUUGAAUCUUUUGUUUUCAUACAAAUCUCACAUGGACGAAGGAGGUGUUGAAGACGACCAGGUCAGCCUGCCCUAUCAGACGCCUCGCAUCGAUGCCUCCAUGACGUCCGGCUACGAUAGCACGCCUUUCGACACAAACAGUGCAACAGGAAGUGGGGAGGAGGAUUUUGACAUUGGUCCGAGUAAGAACCCGUUGUAUGACCAUUCUGAGGACUUCACUGUGCUCGACUCUGGAGACUAUAGCAUCAAUGCCGAUAUUCCGUCUGGAUUUGAGGCAAGCAAGGCAGAAUUGACAUGAACUCUUUCCGAGUUCUGAGAGAGAGAGGAGAAACAACAUCAAGUCACUCGGUCUAGUUUCAUUAUCAACCACUAACGGGCAGAAUGAGUCUAAGGCCAAAAGAGGCCUUUUACUUGAAACGUCAGCUGAUUGUUCCUUGUUUCUCUGCAUCUUCUCAGUUGAAACAAAGAAAUGGCAGGGAUUAUUAUUUCUGUUACAUUAAGAACAAAUUGGCAAAAUAAAUAUGAACUUCCCUCUUUACAUAGAGAAAUACAGUACAUAUUAUUCUUUAUAUCCAAGAAAACUGAGAGAAUUAACAGGAGAUACAGCCAGAAGCAGAGACAUAUUCAGCUUAAAGCCUAUUGUGGUUGAUAUUUUUGAAGUUCAAUGCACUGUGGACAGAUGAGUACUUCUUACACAAGAAUAUAUGCGGUAUAUAUAUAUUAGUCGUACAAACUGUGAUGCUGUACAGUGUGUUUGAUAUUGUUAGUUUAAACUACAAGUCCACUAGAAGCAAGAAUUUAUAAUUGUAUCUUUGUUUCUACAACUGUGGAAAGCUGGAUGCAGAUCUGUGGUUAGUAAUGGAAGAAUAAUUGUGACUCAGUUCUAGUAGCUCUGAGUUGUAAGAUGAUGAAAUCUUAACAGACU